CACAGAGUGAGCGAGCGAGUGCGUGCGAGUGCGGAGAGUGAGAGAGAACGAGCUCUUUUCCCCUAUCGAUCUCGUCCGGCCAUUUGAGCUCCAUUCCCUCGGAAAAGCCUUCUGCUCGACGCCCCCGGAGCCAGCAGCACCUCGCCCUGGAAGUGCCCCUGGCCCCCCCUCGGCCGAGCUCCAGGCCGGCAUCGCACCAAAAGCCCGAUUUGCUGGCUGUUGUUUACAAACACGGGCGCGAGGGGCGGCGGGCGGCGCGCGUGUGCUGUCUGGGGCAUUGUGGGAGCGAGCUGCAUGUCCGUGCGCACGCGGCGGGGAGAGUGUGUCGUCGUGCCGUGUCGCCAUCUUCACCGGCUCGCAGAGUCCCCCACGAUGUCUGCUCCUGUCAGGGGCCCGGAUCAGCAUGCUUGGGCCCUGCUAGCCCUUCAGAAGUCCGCGCCAGCCUCGCCUCACCGCGUGCCGUGGUCCCCCGACAGGAAGGGAACGCCCAUUGCCAGACUGGAAGGCAAGGAAUUCGAAUACAUGGUGCGCCAGAGUCGGGUGGUCAUCGGGCGCAACUCCAGCAAGGGCGACGUGGACGUCAACAUGGGCCACAAUAGCUUUAUUUCGCGGCGCCACAUCGAGAUCUACUUCGAGACGCCCCACUUCUACAUGAUCUGCAACGGCAAAAACGGCGUGUUCGUGGACGGGGUGUUCCAGAGGAAGGGGGCGCCGCCCCUGCAGCUGCCCAGACAAUGCACACUACGCUUUCCCAGCACAAACAUUAAGAUUCAGUUCCAGUCGCUGGUAGAUGACUUAGACCCUCCACCUGCCAGGGUUCCGUCUCCCCCCAAACGCAAAAUGCAGCCACUUAAAAUUAACAUUCCUGACCAAGAAACCAAUUUCGGAUCGCCGUUCCCCUCUCCGACAGGCACGAUAAGUGCGGCCAACAGCUGCCCCACAUCGCCCCGCGGAGGCCAUGGAGGGCUCGGUGGACUCGGGGGCAACAAACGUGUCAAUGCCGAGAACCUGGUCCAGGCGGCCUACGCUGCCAUGGAAGACAAAGGUGACAUUGCAAAUACAGUUACAGUUUCAACAACUCACGAAGAGAAUCAGAUGAACUUGUCUGUGUCCAGCCAAAAUUACCACCACAAUGGCAUCCAGGCAUCCAUAGCGGACGACAGCUACUUCACGUCGCCCCAUCCGCCUGACCAGCCCCACAGUCCACCUGGUGCCAAGGAUGACUCCAAACCACCAUAUUCGUAUGCUCAGCUGAUUGUCCAAGCUAUUUCUUCAGCUCCAGACAAGCAGCUGACGUUAAGUGGUAUCUAUUCAUACAUCACCAAACAUUACCCUUAUUAUCGUACUGCUGACAAGGGAUGGCAGAACUCCAUCCGGCAUAACCUGUCACUAAACAGAUACUUUGUCAAAGUGCCACGGUCUCAAGAGGAGCCGGGGAAGGGCAGCUUCUGGAAGAUAGACCCCGCGUCCGAGAGUAAACUAGUAGACCAGGCAUUUAAGCGACGGCGCCAGAGAGGUGUUCCUAUUUUCAAGACACCCUUCACACACCUUUCCAAUAGCAGAUCUGCGCCAGCCUCUCCAUCACACAUUGGGAUGAGUGGGCUGGUUACGCCCGAGUCGCUGUCGCGAGAGGGCUCCCCGGUGCCAGAGUAUGUAGACUCGGCUACUGCCUCGCCUCUCAAUCCCCUUAACACGGCUGCGCAGUAUGAUGUAAACACCACUAGUGCGCCAUCCUCGCCACCCCAGCAUCAACAUCAACAAGGUACCACAUUGAUAGCCACAAGUGGGGUUAGUGUUCAGAAUUCCCAGCAGCUCAUGUCUGCCUUACAAGGCAAGUACCUGAUAGCCACAGCAGGAGGACCGAGUGGAGCAGGGUCUGGCAAGCAGGGAGAACUGAAACAGAUCCAGUUGACAAGUGGAAGCCACAGUGGUGAGGGAGCCUCCUUCGCCCAGGGCCAAGUCAUUGUUCAGACGUCGGCUGACCCAAGCUCUUUCACACACACUCAGGUUAUCCUCCCUACGCAUCUCACAAAAUAUGGUAGUGGUUACGUGACGGUGAAUGGAGAGGUAAAACGAGUGAGCACAGCAACCACUGGACACACAGUGACUGGAACGAGUAAUAUGAGAAAUAGUAGUACUAGCACAGGAACUGCAGUCAUGGUAGGAACUGUGACUGCUGCCCCUCAUACCACAGAUUAUGUAGAGGAAGUAGUGGAGGCAGAGGGUGUUGUUAUGGCUGCCCCUCAAGACGAGCCUCUUUCGAAACGCCCAAGGGUGGAUGUGGACGAGUCUCCGUACGAAGAUGAAUAGAUUGUCAUUGCUAAACCACUGAACCUAGUGGGCGGUGGUGGCCAGCAAGGAAACAAAGCAGUAACUGCUCUCAUGCCAGUUAAGUAGUGGUGGUCUCUGUGCAAGUAAAACAGGUUCAACUCAGGUGGACAGGAGCUGUAGGAUGGCUGUCUGACGCUGCGUUAGCCCGAGUUGUGUAUUUGAGAAAAGAUUUCCAACUCUCAGUUUUUAAAAGAACACAUCUGUGCUGUUUUUAGUGGCACAGAAGUUUGUUUUUCUUCAGGGAUUAAUAAUAAAAAAAAAAAGAUGUAGCCUGUUUUCUAGACAGACCAAUAAAAGGCAUCUGGUAUGGUGUAAAGACUCAAUGAUGUGCACAGUGGAUAAUAUUGUAGUGCCUGUUUUUUGCCAUAAUGUGACAACUGAUGGCAGGUAGGCCAUAUAAAAAAUAGUGGACAUCAGUUUGACAAGUUGUCUGUAAUCACAGCGAUAGAAAGGAGACUCGGCAGAACUCCAAAGCAUCUGCUGUGCCUAGGUGUAAGUGUGUCACACCGCAAGACUAAUGUCAUGUACCUGAUGGGAUUAUGGAGGUUGCAUAUGAGGCAACUUUUGCAAAUUUGUGAAGUGUCUGGAUGAGAAGUUAAUGCCCAUUAGUUACUCAGAAGUAGUUUACAGACUGUUAAGUGAUGUUUUUUGCCAAGUGCUUUUUUAAGUUCAGAAGAAAGUGACAACCAUAUUUGAUCAUGAUGACUUUGCUUGCAUGUACACAUUAUUACUUGGCUUUUCUUCAUGUAUACAAGAGAUUUCUUUUUAAUCGACUUGUUUAACAUGUAUUAAAUGUAUAAAUUGAUGAUGUGAAUGCUUUAAAAUAGAGCAUAGCCAUAUUAAAUGUCAAUAUUUAGUUAUUUUUGUGAAAGGAUUGGCCUCCCAGUCUCACUGCAGUGUAUGAUACACUGGGAUGUAUGGGAAAAUUAUUAUUUUCCCUAAUAUAGUGCAGUACAAGUUUUUAGGUGAUGUAAAGUAUUCUUUUUUGUGAAUAGUAUUAAUAUGAAAAAAUAACAAAACAAAACAAAACAGAUGAUUAUAGGGGAGUGUUCAGCAUGGGCUAUGUGGAGAAAUUAAUUGUUCAAGAAUUAAGUUGAAGAGUAGAGUUUUUUUUUACAACUUCAAGAAAUGUGUGGGAGUUGUGAAACCCUGCCAUAUAUGUACAGUAUCAGAAUGUUUAGAUCUGCUAAUAGUAGCAGAGGAUAUGUUUCCCUAUUGUAGUAUCAACUUUGUACUAAAAUGAAGAAUAGCAUAGUUUAAGUCAGAAGAACUCCCAUAUUUUUCUUUAAUGUUUGAGAGGCUACAAAUGAUGUGUAAAUGGUUAUAGUACUAUAUCUGUAUGGAGAGGGACAGUGUUAUAGUAAGAGAGCAUGUUGGAACACUUCCUUUCCUUUCAUGUACAUAAAGAGAACAAAUGUAGAACUCUAGAUUUUUUUCAGAAUUAACAUCUCAUUAAAAUGUUAGCUCCUGAAAGGGGAAAUAUUUAUUUUUUUUGAUUAUCUUCUCCUGAUGAUGCUAGAUUAAUUCCAGCCUUUCACUGCGAAGGAAUUACACAGGUGUUUUUUAUUAUCCAAAAUCAAUAGCAGGUUCUACAAAGGCCUACAAGGAAAGGUGAGUGAUUACGGUCCAAAAUCAGAGGUAAUUGUAAAUAAUCACAACCAACUAAUAAAGCUUAAUAAAAGGAGUAAACUUUGGUUUGGAAAGAAAAGGAAAAGAAUGGUUAGCUUGUUGACCUUAAAAGCUAGUUUUUUUGUUUUUAAUUUUUGUGAGUUUAAUGAGACAUGCAAACAUACAUAUUCAGGUAACUUAAAAAAGAGGAUAUUUAUUGUGUUAAGUUAAAUAGCCAAAUUAUUAUUAUUAUUAUUUUUUUUUUCUUUGUAUCAGAAA
Molecule: messenger RNA, 4218 nt
Organism: Penaeus indicus
Lineage: Eukaryota; Metazoa; Arthropoda; Malacostraca; Decapoda; Penaeidae
Product: forkhead box protein K2-like
Exons: 10
Coding region: 295-2310 (671 amino acids)
Biological process (GO): regulation of transcription by RNA polymerase II
Molecular function (GO): RNA polymerase II cis-regulatory region sequence-specific DNA binding; DNA-binding transcription factor activity, RNA polymerase II-specific; protein binding
Source: RefSeq, a predicted model, not a curated record